Talaromyces rugulosus is the source of this 1035-nucleotide messenger RNA. RefSeq lists its product as uncharacterized. The record is from RefSeq and is a predicted model, not a curated record. The coding region runs from base 1 to 1035 and encodes 344 amino acids. Lineage: Eukaryota; Fungi; Ascomycota; Eurotiomycetes; Eurotiales; Trichocomaceae. The transcript has a single exon.
AUGCAUCGUCAAUUCGGCUCCUCCGGCAGAAACAAGUCACCCCGGAAAGACAACGACAUGCUCAGUCCUAGCGGCGCGUCGUACUUUGCUUCACCGUCAAGCCAUGGCUUCUCGUCGGCCAAUAUUUUCCCAUCCAACUCGUCUGAAUACACCAGCAGGGGCCAGGAACAGGUUCCUAGUGCUCCGCCCCCUUACUCGGAAAUCUCAAGGGACGCUCCAAUGACACCCGCGACCAAGGUUACGCCGACGCCCUCGACACAGAAUAUUGAUUCUGACGACUCCAAAUUUUCCUGGCUAGGGAAAUUCGACACCAUCUUCCUCGUGGAUGACAGCGGGAGCAUGAUAGGGGAACGCUGGAGACAGACAGGAGCGGCGAUUUCUGCCAUCGCUCCGAUUUGCACGAAAUACGACCCGGAUGGAAUCGACAUUUACUUUCUGAACCAUCGCAACUGGAGCCAUCCAUCUAGUGGCUAUCUCAAUGUCAAAUCCGCCAGCGACGUGGAAAAGAUCUUUAGCUCAGUGCAACCAGGGGGAGGCACGUUUGUUGGUGAGCGGCUUCGAAAUAUUUUGUUUCCGUACCUGGAACGUGUCAAGACGAUGACACAAGCAGAGAAGGAUAGUUUUGGAAACCUGAAAGAUCCCAGCCUGGACGUCCGUCCGAUCGUAAUCAUCUCCAUCACAGAUGGGGAUUUUAAGGAUGACGUAACGACCGUCGUUAAAAAUGCGGCUAUGGAUUUAGGCGAGUACAAGGCGAAAGGAAAUCAGGUGGGAAUCCAAUUCGUCCAGGUUGGCAACGACUCUAGUGCUCGGCGCGCUCUUAAGGCACUCGACGAUGAACUAGCCAAGACGCCGAAGGGUGAGAAGAAGAUCCGAGAUAUUGUCGACACGGUGCCGUGGAAGCAAUCUUCGAAAGAGCAUUUUAACGGGGAUUACCUGCUGAAAAUCGUGCUGGGCGCAGUGAACAAGUCUCUUGAUAACCAAGAGGUUGGCCGCCAAAAGGGCCGAUUGUUGUCUAGGGUGUUCGGACUAGCCUGA